AUGGACAAACACAAUGGGUUAAUAGAGGCUAUCGAAGCUUUCUAGACAACCCAAAAACACCAAUUUCACAUGCCAUCACACUCGGGAAGGUAUAUCAACUCAGAUUUUAAAGGACUCUUAGACUAAUCGAAUAUCUAAGGUUUCAACAGGGCAGCUCGGCGUGCCUUUAACAAUGUCUAAGGUCUUGAGUUUAUUGAUGGCUUGAUCGGGGAUCUCGGUUAACUUUAUCAUGACGCUUUUUCUUCUAAACUAACCCUCUAUCUUUAAAAUGGAUAAACAGCUGGCAAUCAUAUUGUUAGCCUUUGUUUAGCAGGUAAAAAUGUUCUCAUUUAAAGCAAUACUCAUAUUUCAGUCCAUUCAGGGCUUUAACUUGCAGGGUCCAAAAUUUACUUUGUCUAACCUGAUUAUAACUAAGAAUAUGAUAUAUUUCUUCCAAUAAGACCUCAUUAAAUUGCUGAAAUUCUCGAUGAAAACCCAGAAAUAAAUGCGAUUUAUCUAACAAAUCCAACUAUCGAUGGUCUUUGUUUUGAUACCUAAGAAAUUAAGAAUUUAAUAGGAGAUAGGUUAUUAAUCAUUGAUGAAACUCAUGGUGCCCACUUCUAUUUUAGUGAUUAAUGUCCCUAAGCAGCUCUUACUUCAGGUGCAGAUGUCUCUGUCACGAGCGUCAGCACCACUUUAGGUGGUCUGCAAGGUACUGGUCUGCUGAAUAUAGGGAGGCAGUCGAAGAUUGAUGCUGGAAAAAUAAAGAGUAAUUAUUUCAUGCUCGGCACAACAACUCCAAGCCCCCUCUUAAUUUGUGAUGUAGAGGGUACUGUUAAAACAUUUUCCUAAAAUGGUAAUAAUCUCAUUAAUGAUGCAAUAAAGAAUGCAUGGAGAGCAAAAUAAACUUUCAAUCACAUUGACUCAAUAAAAGUUUUUGAUCAAGAUGGAGUCCAAAAGGAUCCAAUUAAACUUAUAAUAAGAGUUAAGGGAAUGGGCGGGCAGCAACUAGCGAAAAAAUUGCAUGAUUUAAACAUUCAGGUAGAGAAAGUUACAAGAAAAGCAGUACUACUGACAGUACACUCGCUAAUACAGGAAUCUGAAAUUGAGCAUUUCGUGGCGGCAAUGACAGAAAUAGCCAACACGUACUCAGGAAUCGAUGAUGAAUCAACUCCUGAGUUAGCUGCUCAAUAUUAGGAUCCCCUAAUUAACAAAAUUCUUAACAAAAGAGAAAUAGUUAUGGAUAUCAGAGAUUGCUUUGCCUCUGAAACUGAAACUAUUCAACUUCAAGGUGCGCUAGGGAGGAUUAGCGCUGAAAUUAAGUACAAAUGUCCCUCUGGAAUCCCUGUACUUCUCUACGGAGAAAAGAUAUAAGAGAAUCACAUACUACUGUUCAAAGAAGCUAAAGAGUUAAUCAAAGUUAUUUAAUAACUUUCAGAAUGA
Molecule: messenger RNA, 1422 nt
Organism: Stylonychia lemnae
Lineage: Eukaryota; Ciliophora; Spirotrichea; Sporadotrichida; Oxytrichidae
Source: the annotation of a GenBank genome assembly